AUGUCUAAACCUUCUACACCCGUGCCUCACAAUUUGAACACACUUCUACUGCGGAGACAGCUGGCGGAGCUGACGAAGCGACCGGUUGAAGGCUUCUCAGCAGGUCUUGUUGAAGAUAACAAUUUGUAUGAGUGGGAGAUCAUGAUUAUUGGGCCUCCGGAUACACUAUAUGAGGGGGGCUUCUUCAAAGCUCGCCUAAGUUUCCCGGAGGAUUACCCUAUUCAGCCACCAAAGAUGCGGUUCCUCACUCAGAUGUGGCAUCCGAACAUCUAUCCAGAUGGUAAUGUCUGCAUCUCCAUCCUCCACCCGCCUGGCGAAGAUCAGUAUGGUUAUGAGGAUUCGGGCGAACGAUGGUUGCCUGUCCACACAGUCGAAUCGAUUUUGUUGAGUGUGAUCUCCCUCUUGUCAUCGGACAAGCCCAAUUUGGACAGUCCAGCAAACGUAGAUGCCGCGAAGGAGGUACGGACUGACUUUGAGUCUUAUAGGAAGAAAGUCCGUCGUCUGGUCCGACGAAGCGCGGAAGAGGCAUACGACUGA
This is a messenger RNA of Sparassis crispa, 537 nucleotides long. Its product is annotated as Ubiquitin-conjugating enzyme E2 15. The coding region runs from base 1 to 537 and encodes 178 amino acids. Gene Ontology annotation, molecular function: ubiquitin conjugating enzyme activity. The record is from RefSeq and is a predicted model, not a curated record. The transcript is spliced from 8 exons. Lineage: Eukaryota; Fungi; Basidiomycota; Agaricomycetes; Polyporales; Sparassidaceae. Gene Ontology annotation, biological process: protein polyubiquitination; proteasome-mediated ubiquitin-dependent protein catabolic process.